ACACGCUGAACAGCUUUUGCCGAGGUCUAAAUAAAAACCUUUUUUAACGUUUACCCCCCAAAUCUAUGCAAAACCCUCUUCUUUGCCCGCUUCCCUGAAUCCUGUAUUACUCUUUUUAAUUACAAAAAUCAACUGAAGAAAAUUCAAAAACUUCCAAUACAACCGAAGAUCGGGAAGUACAUCCAUCGAUAAACCAACGUAGGAGUCAAGAGUCAAGACGCCUAUGAUUGUUGUAUGCUUGUGGAGGAAAGAUGGUGAAAUUGACAAUGGUUGCUCGUGUGACUGAUGGUCUUCCUUUAGCUGAGGGGCUGGAUGAUGGUCGUGAUGUUCCAGAUGCAGAUUUCUAUAAGCAGCAAGCCAAGUCCUUGUUCAAGAACCUCUCUAUGGGCCAGAUUGACGCAUCAAGGAUGUCUGUGGAAACUGGGCCUUAUAUUUUCCAUUAUAUCAUUGAAGGCCGUGUUUGUUAUUUGACAAUGUGUGAUCGCUCUUAUCCCAAGAAACUUACCUUUCAAUACCUGGAAGAUCUUAAGAAUGAGUUUGAGCGUGUCAAUGGGAGUCAAAUUGAAACUGCUGCUAGGCCCUAUGCUUUUAUUAAAUUUGAUACAUUUAUACAGAGGACAAAGAAACUGUACCAGGACACCAGAACUCAGCGCAAUAUUACAAAGUUGAAUGAUGAACUUUACGAAGUUCAUCAGAUAAUGACUCGAAAUGUACAAGAUGUUUUAGGUGUUGGUGAAAAGUUGGAUCAAGUCAGUCAGAUGUCCAGUCGCUUGACAUCAGAAUCCCGCAUAUAUGCUGAUAAAGCAAGAGAUUUAAAUCGCCAGGCUCUGAUUCGGAAAUGGGCUCCUGUCGCUAUUGUCAUUGGAGUUGUCAUUCUCCUCUUCUGGGCGAAAAAUAAGAUUUGGUGAUUCUGCCAUCCCACAUGCAGUUUAGAGAAGUGUUAUUACUCUUGAUUACUUCCUGAUUUUCCAGCAUCAAACUGUGUGGCAACAGAUAGACCACUUAACAUUUCAAAAGGUGGCUGCCGUGUUGUCUGCGCAAUGAAGAGAUUGGUUUUUUGCGGAUGUGACACCCAAGUCCCAAGCUAUGAGUUUGAUAAUGUAAAACAGAGAUAGACCUUGAUGAACAAUUUUGGUAUACUUUGAAAAAUGAUACUAAUCUCAGGUCUUCUCAGCAUAUUUUGCAUAUUAUUACAUAACUUUAAAACUUGAAGUUGCAACAUUUUCUUGUAUCUGAGGGGAUUGGUUGCAACAUUGUUAUAUAGAAAUACAGUAUAAAAAUUGCAGCGUC
This is a messenger RNA of Nicotiana attenuata, 1290 nucleotides long. RefSeq names its product 25.3 kDa vesicle transport protein-like. The record is from RefSeq and is a predicted model, not a curated record. Gene Ontology annotation, cellular component: SNARE complex; Golgi membrane; ER to Golgi transport vesicle membrane. Gene Ontology annotation, biological process: retrograde vesicle-mediated transport, Golgi to endoplasmic reticulum; endoplasmic reticulum to Golgi vesicle-mediated transport; vesicle fusion with Golgi apparatus. Gene Ontology annotation, molecular function: SNAP receptor activity. NCBI's taxonomy places the organism in Eukaryota, Viridiplantae, Streptophyta, Magnoliopsida, Solanales, Solanaceae. The transcript is spliced from 6 exons. The coding region runs from base 252 to 908 and encodes 218 amino acids.